GGUUGCUCGUCGCUAUAGGCUAAACCUUAAGCAUCGGAGAUCCAGAUCCCUGGUGGGUUCACACCGCUUGCCCCAAUUGUGAUCGGUCGGGGGGGCUAUGCACUCGACCGAGAGUAGUAGGGGGGAGCUCUGGCCAAAUAAUCUAGGUUAUCCCCGGCUUACGAUGUGCACGGGAGACGAAUUGCUGGUUGCUACAGCCUACAGCACUCACAUGGGAGGAACCAUGCGAUUGACGGGCAACUACCCAGAUUACAGUAAUCCAUCCGAGACACCCGAGAUCGCAAAGGGAUAGGCAUCAGCAUGAGCCAUGAGGAGCACCGAAAGUCGGAGG
Molecule: messenger RNA, 331 nt
Organism: Aspergillus welwitschiae
Lineage: Eukaryota; Fungi; Ascomycota; Eurotiomycetes; Eurotiales; Aspergillaceae
Exons: 1
Coding region: 98-292 (64 amino acids)
Source: RefSeq, a predicted model, not a curated record